Messenger RNA from Candoia aspera, 1538 nucleotides. It is a transcript of the gene RSL1D1, whose product is annotated as ribosomal L1 domain containing 1. NCBI's taxonomy places the organism in Eukaryota, Metazoa, Chordata, Lepidosauria, Squamata, Candoiidae. The coding region runs from base 55 to 1398 and encodes 447 amino acids. The transcript has 9 exons. The record is from RefSeq and is a predicted model, not a curated record.
GGCGUCACUGCACGGCGAUGCGUUCAGAGGGCUGUCCCACGUGGAGGGAGAAGCAUGGAGGCGAAGGCGGCGGAGCUGGCUUUGGACGGAGCGCAGAUUAAAAAAGCAGUUCAAGCCUUGCUUGCCUAUAACGCGGACCAACAGAAGUCUGGAGAGAAAGUGCUGUUGGAUGUAGACCAGAAUGUCUUUUUGAUGGUCACCGUCUGGAAAAUCCCACCACAUGAGCAAGUGAUCAAAAUAAACCUGCCUCACAGCAUUCUGCCAGCCGCUUCCGAGGUUUGCCUCUUCACCAAAGAUGAACCCGGCUUAACAGCGGAACAGACCGAGAACUUGUACAAGAAGCUCUUGGUCCAACAUGGAAUCACGUGCGUCACUGAGGUCAUCUCUUACAAAACGUUGAAAACGGAAUACAAGCCCUUUGAAGCCAAGCGACGCCUCCUGAGCCGGUUUGCCCUUUUCUUGUCCGAUGACCGUAUUAGAAGAUUGCUGCCUUCGCACAUGGGAAAGCAUUUCUAUCUGCGUAAAAAGGCCCCUCUGUGUGUGAACUUGAAAGCCAAAGACUUAGCUAAAGAAAUCAACAAACGCAUCCAAGGAACGACCCUUCCAGUCACUAACAAGGGCAGUUGCUACGUGGCUCGCGUCGGUCACACCGGCAUGGAAGCGUCAGAGAUCACUGAAAACGUUAUGGCAGCAGCUCAAGCGAUAUCUAUCAAAGCCCCACAGGUCUGGAAAAGCGUUAAACUUCUCCACCUCAAAACAAACAAAUCCAUUGCGCUUCCCGUCUUUAACUCUGCUCACCAGGGUGAUGCUGCUGUUCCAAAAAAAGCCUCUGGAAUCAAACAGGCUGGGCAAGGAAAGAAAAAGAAAAGCAAGACUAAACGGAGGACCGUGGGUGAGAUAAACACCAAAGGCAGCACAGAUGGGGCUCCUGACGUUGACAAGCUCAAAGGAGACAGGGAGGAACCCUCUGCCCUUAAAUCGAAGGAGGAGGAGGAAGAAGAGAUUCCGCAGCUGGUUCCAAUUGAAACUUCACCUGCUGGGGAAAAGGAGCAGGCGGCAAAGCCAAGUUUGCGUGCAAGAAACGAGCUGGGGACAGGCUCUCCGAAUCUCCGUAGCAAAAGGAAGAAGAGCGGUCCGUCUGCAGAGACUCCCACCCCGCAGCCAGGAACACCGGGAGAGGCCUCGCCCUUGGAGAAAUCAAAGCCGCUUCGGCCUGGCCGAAAAUGCAAGAUCCCCAAGCGAGAAUUUUUGGAAAAGAUGCAGACAAAGGAUGCUCAGGAGCCCUUGGCAAAACCUGCUGUUACUCCUAAGAGGCUGAAAGCUCCCAAAUCAGACAAGAAGCCUUGUAAAACCCCUAAACGUGUACUGAGGAAAAUGAAGGUGCCGCUUUCGCUGUGAGCAGAGGCAAAUGGCUAUUUUCACGUCAGGAUCAAAGGAGGGUUGGCCGAAAAGGCGCCUUCGUUCAAUGCUGGUUCACUUGUAGAACACCUUGUGUUUUGUUUUUCAUUGGGGGCUGGGAAUAAAACAGACCUACUUUA